CCCGGGACGCUGUGGUGCGGCGCGGGCAGCAACGCGGAUGCCUACGAGCAGCUGGGGGAGCACCGGGACACGGACCGGUGCUGCCGGGACCACGACCACUGCCAGCACGUCAUCCACCCCUUCACCGCCCGCUACGGGUACCGCAACCUGACUCUGCCCCUCGGCAGGUUGAAGGAGUGCCUGCGGCGGGUGAACGACACGGCCUCACGGGUGGUGGGCCAGGCCUUCUUCAACGUCAUCCAGGUGCCCUGCUUUGAGUUCGCCUACAAGGAGGAGUGCGUGGAGCCCUACCUCUACGUCUGGUGCAAGGCGUACAACACGGUGGCCAUCGCGGUGCCCAGGGAGCCGGUGCUGUAUGAGUUCGGUGGGGAGCUCAUCGACCGCGCAGCGAGGCCCAGGGGGGUCCCUCUGAGCCCCCUGUGGAGCGGCGCAGGCUCCUGUAGCGAAGAAUUUGAGGGCAGCACCCAGAGACAGGGCAUUGCCACCAACUCCUGCAAAGCCCUCCCGAGUGAGGAGCGCGGCUCGGCACAGAGUCCCCUCUCCUACCCAGCGAGGCCGGUAGAAAGAUCUUCCCACACCAGCGCCAAAUUCCAGAAUCGGAAAAAGCUGGAGCGACAGGAGCUGCCUCCUGUUUUGCCAGGACAUGGCCUUGGGAGAUCAGACAGCACCGAGGGCCAGAGCAGAGGUGCCCUGGGCAAAGCCCACUGUUCCCAGAGGAGCGUGCAGUGCAAUCCCAAAUCCCUGAAAUAA
This is a messenger RNA of Phaethon lepturus (White-tailed tropicbird), 750 nucleotides long. RefSeq lists its product as uncharacterized. The transcript has 5 exons. The annotation marks the transcript as partial. Gene Ontology annotation, biological process: arachidonate secretion; phospholipid metabolic process. The record is from RefSeq and is a predicted model, not a curated record. Gene Ontology annotation, molecular function: A2-type glycerophospholipase activity. NCBI's taxonomy places the organism in Eukaryota, Metazoa, Chordata, Aves, Phaethontiformes, Phaethontidae.